AAUGGCGAGAGCCCGUUCGACCCCCGCGAGCCACCAGAGGUUUUAGAGCCGCUGAAGCAGGAGAUCGUUGCCCUGCGCUCCUUUCCUUCCCUUCGCCGUCUUCUCUGCGAGAGCUGGAGUCUAACCAAGUCUUGUUUGGGUCUGUUUUAAAUGGCAUCUCCACGGCGCCGCCGCCUUGCUCCGUGCUUUUGGGGGAUACUACUCAACGCUUUCAUAGGUGUGACGUGUGAAGCGGAGCUUUCCUUCACUCUGGAGCCCAGUGACAUCAUCGCCGUGCAAGAGCAGCCGCUCAUGCUGCACUGUCAGGUGAACGGCAUCCCGCCCAUCACCACGCACUGGAGGCACAACGGCUUGCUCUUGAGUCAAGACCAGCAUCACGCCACUUUCCUCAAUGGCUCGCUCCUCAUCCGUCACUUCUUGAAGACCAAGUGGGACAACUCCUCAGACGAGGGAGACUACGAGUGCGUCGCCCAGAAUUCAUUUGGACUGGUCGUGAGUCGCAAGGCCCGGAUUCUGGCAGCCACCAUGGCCACGUUCCAUGUCCAACCAGAGUCUGUGCAUGUGGAGGAGUCAGGCGUGGCUCGCUUCCAGUGUCAGAUCCAUGGCCUUCCAGAGCCUGUUAUCAGCUGGGAAAAAGACGGCCAAGCGGUGGACACCAAGGACAAGAGGUACACCCUCCUGCCCACUGGAGUCCUGCAGAUCACAGCUGUGAGAGAGGAGGACAGCGGGAAGUUCUGCUGUGUGGCCCAUAACAGCGCCGGAGUGAAACACAGCACCGAGGCCAUACUCACCGUUUCAGGCUCCCAGUCCUCCGUUUACAAAGAGCCAGUGAUCCUUGUGGGCCCAGAGAACCUCACACUCACCGUGCACCAAACUGCCAUUCUGGAAUGUGUUGCCACUGGUUACCCGAGGCCCAUCGUGUCAUGGAGCAGACUGGAUGGACGUCCCAUUGGUGUGGAGGGAAUCCAGGUACUCGGCACCGGAAACUUGAUGAUCACAGACGUUGGUGUCCAACACUCAGGGGUCUACGUGUGCGCUGCUAACAAGCCAGGGACGCGUGUUCGGAGGACUGCUCAGGGACGUCUUGUGGUCCAGGCUCCUGCCGAGUUCAUCCAGCCUCCUCAGUCCAUCGCUCGGCCCGUGGGCACCACUGCUCUUUUCACCUGCCAGGCCCAGGGGGAGCCAGAGCCGCAGCUCACCUGGCUGAAGAACGGGCAGAUCCUGGAGCCAGGGGGUCACGUCAAACUCAGGAAUAACAAUAGCACAUUGACCAUUUAUGGCAUCAGCCAGGAGGACGAGGCCAUUUACCAGUGCAUUGCUGAGAACAGCGCCGGCUCCACUCAGGCCAGCGCACGUUUGACAGUGCUGUGGGCGGAUGGGCUUCCUGGGGUGCCCACCCACGUGCAGGCAGAGGCCCUCUCACCCACAACCAUGCAGGUGUCCUGGAGAGAGCCCGAGCAGAACACCCAAGACAUCAUCGGCUAUGUGCUGCACAUGCGCAAGACUUCUGAUCCCAUGGAGAUGGAAUAUGAGGAGGCCGUGGGUAAGGGGACCCUCCAGCACAUCAUCAGAGACCUGGAACCUUCCACCAGUUACACCUUCUACAUCAAGGCCUACACCUCCCAUGGAGCCAGCAAACCCUCAGACAGCGUGAUGACCAGCACUCAUGGAGAAGUUCCGCCUCCUCCCUCUGUCUUCACCAAGGUGGUGAACAGCAGUGUCAUCCAGGUGAAGUGGGAGGUGUCAUCCAAGUUGGGCCAACACCAGGGCUUCAGGCUGUACUACAGGAGGGCCCACGCCCCGCAUUUCACCGGCCCGUUUACCUUCCCACGCAACAUCACGCAGCACACCAUCUAUGAUCUAGAUUCUUCACUGGUCUAUGAGAUAAAACUGCUAAUCUUCAACCAACAUGGGGAUGGAAAUGCCACUGUGCGAUUUGUUUCACUUCGGGAGAUGUUGGAGAAAUCUGUUCUGGACGCCUCCUGCAAUUGUGUCACAGAUGACCAGAGCAAAACAUCCACCACUGGCAUCAUAAUCGGGAUUCACAUCGGCGUCACCUGCAUCAUCUUCUGCGUCCUCUUCCUGGUCUUCAGCUACCGUGGAAGGUUAAUGAUGUGCAAGAAGAUGCAGGGCAGUCCUCAGGGAGGCCACAGCGCAGUGUUGGAGUCCUCCUCUUCCUCUCUUGGACAUCUGGGGCUGAACAGAUCUGGACGAAGAGACGUGGAGGUCAGCGACAGCAUGGCCAGAAAGUCCGAUCCGGCCCUGGUCUCUUCUUUGCUCAACAACACGCAACUAUCAACGAUACCACUGGAAGAGUUCAGUGUGGAGCGAGAGGCAGACACACAGUUUCAGCAGCCGCCUACAGCCGGCGCUGGUCACCAGGAGCAAGGCUAACCCACAAACAUUCAGGCGACACUCAGUGUCCACGCAGACUCUACUCUCACUCAGGUCGACAAAUGUUUCGUUGAAAUGUUUUUUUUUCUCCUUUGAUGCAAAGAUUUUUUUUUUAAGUUAAGACAUACUAGAUUGGAGUGAUAUUGGUUCGAAGACCUCUCUUCAGACCGAAGCUGUUUUCAUUUUCACUCUUGGUUUUUUGUUAAGGUAUUGGGCGACACCUGCUUGGUCAUUGUUGUACCAUAGUGAUUCCGUUUUAAGUUGAAAUAUAUAUAUAAGAAAUAUAUAUAUGCAUAUAUAUAUCUUUAUCAUCUAUUUGUCAGAGUGGUUCUAAGUUAUUGGUCUUAUUACUACUUUUCUGUGGAUGUCAAAGACUCCUGCUGCCUGCUUCAUGUACCAAUGAUUCCACGCUCUGAAGACCUCAGCCUUCUUCCAGGGAUUUGAUAUAUUCUCUCUCAGGACUUUGUUUCAUGGAUAUCAACACUUUUGUCUCAUCGAGCCUCCGUACAGACUCUUGGCUUGGCUUUGUGAACCUUAUGAUUCAAUUGAAACCUACCUCAGCCGGAAUGAAUGUGUUUUUACGGGAAGCAUUUAGGGACUUGACCUUCCCCUGUGCUCACAAUUACACGCAAGAGGGACUGGUUGGCCCGAGAAUUGACAAGAUCAGGUGCCACGCUACCUCAGAUGUCAAGAAUCUCCGCUCCUGCCUGUCGAAACAAGAGUACCCAACAUAAAGCACUUCCAAAAUGCUGAAGUCGUUGUUCUACCUCAAGAUAACAAUGUUGUGGUCGUUGUUGUUGUUGUUGUGCGUCUGCCUCAUGAGAACUCCGCGUUCAUCUCUGGGAAGCCUCAUCCUCCCGGGGGUUGAUGGACUUUUGUACAGACUGAUAAAUCUGUCGGAUGCAUUUCAGCGUGUGUGAGCCAUGUAUGAACCUUUGCUGUAUCAUUGUAAGCUUUUUUUUUGUUUUUUAUUUCCUUUCACUUUUGACGUCACUUGAAAUAGUCUAUAUAUUUUCGCAAAAAUCGGUGCUCUGGAAAAAAAGUAGACGCUCGACGAGGUACACUGCUUUGCUAAUGAACAUUUUCCAGACUGUUGAGUGCUCAAUGAGAUGGAAUGAUUGAUGGUUAAUUCACCAAUCCAAAUUAGCGCCAGGCGACAGAAUUAGCUCGCCAUCAAAGGUUCAUCUGAAAAUCUAAACGUAACACUAUGAAUGAGGAACACACAAAAAAGCACAACUCUCUAUUAUACAAGUUUAAACAUGUCGGAUGUAGUUCUGCAUUUCUUGGCGGCCAUUUUAAAACCCAGUCCCACGUUAUUUUUUUUUGUGUUGAGGUCCAGUCCAGGACAAGUGGUCUUCUUGGUGUGUGUUAGUUUGAUUCACUAAAGCACAGGGUCCUUGUGGUCACAGUGGCCAUCCGUAAAGAAUGUGUUUUCCAGUGCGUAUGGGUGUUGUUCCAGGCUGCUCAAAGUUCAAAAAUAUGCAUGGAUCAAAACAACCCUUGACAAUCAUAUAGGAGACUGUCCUGGCUUGGUGUGAGAGUGAAUGUUAUAUUAUUAUUCUUUCGAUAAAAGCAUCAGGUUAAAAUAUAAAAGCAAAGAUACAUAUGUAUAUCUAAGAAAAAAAACAUUUUCAGUGUAAAAAUAAAUGCGGGACAAGAAUGUACGUCAUGUUUUGUUACUCUUAGAUCCAUGAACCUGAAAAUGACAUUUUACUUUAAUAUUAAUGACAAAAAAAGGGGUGAUCCUUCAAAGGGCCCACCAGUGUGGCAUGUCAUGGCCAUGACACGUGUAAUGUGAGUCAUAGAGUCGGUCAGAUUGGAAAGAGAUAGUUUCAACUUUAACCAAAAGUGAUCACUUUACCCUGAUGGUUCAAAUAUGUGUUGAGGAUUUGGGUAUAGCAAUUGAGCAAACACGUCAAUUGUAUUUUUAGAAGCUUUAUUAUUAUUCCUCUAAUCCCCCCCAAAAUAUAUGGACUGUAGUCCCCCUACUGUGUGUGCCUCGCCCCCCACCAAAUUCAACUUUUGUGACCGCCGUCGAUAGAUGACAUGAGCUACGUGCCACAUUGCAAUGUAAGGUUUUCUUCAGACGUAAAUAAUGGAAAUAGUGAGCGUAACCCACGAUUGAUGUAAUGCCAAAAAUGCAGAACUACUUCUUCAAGUAGCAGCAGUGUACCUCAAACCUCAGUCUAGAUCUGUGAACCUGUGGUGCUGUUAGUUUCUCUUUAGAUCUCGCUGGUGUCCAGCAGACAUGAUUUCCAUGUACACUGUUCUCUUUGUUCUUGCUCAUCUCCCUCCUGUCAGCAGCAACUUAAGCUAACUACCCCCAGAACAUCAUGUUAAUGUGAGCGCUGUCCACAGAGAGCGGGUUGAGAGAGAGAGGGAGGGAGAGACAGCGCUCUUGUGUCUCCUGCCCUCUGCCCCGCCAGCUCACACAGAUGCAUUACUGUUGCCUACCUCGACACACUUAUCGGGUCUCUUGCUCAGGUUCACUUGAAGGAAACAUACAAACCUAUAAAUGUAUAUAUAUUUUCACUGGCUGGACAGUGACCAAAAAGCAUACAACAAAUGGAGGGAGAUUUCCGGACCGUUUUCCUCGUGCACUAACAGUUCCUGUUGUUACCUCUAGAUUCUAGUGAAUGUGGAUGGUUAUUUUGUUCAUCUCACUAACUCCUUUGUCGCUGGUGUUUCAACUACAAAUCUGUGGAACGUUUACAUGUGAAUAAAGUCAACUUAGAUCAGUCGAGUGGACGGAACUUGCAACUCCAACGUGCAUGAAGUUCUCAUUCGUGUGUUUUGUUCUUGUGGUGAGUCAACUGUUCCCUGUGGUGUUUGUGUCCUUUAUUGUCAGUCCUAAGGAGCCAUGUUCCAAUGAGGUGCGAACACAGUCCGGGGCAACACCAUAGAUAAUGUAGUUUACACACAACAUUAUGCAACUUUGUAAAUACAGGGUGUCUGACACGCAGCUUUAGACACACUGUCUCACCAGAGCUCAUGAUCGGUGUGCAGUAGUUUAAAAAAAAACAACUCUUUUCUCGCUCAGGAUCAGCAUCUCAAGCACAGAUUCAAUACUUCCACAAGUGAAGCAUUAAGGAGGGUGGAGCCAAGUUCUGGUCUUAUGCUCUUGAGUUUUCAGACAGUAGAAGUACAAUACAGUGCAAGAUUGCUGUUUAAUAUCCAAAAUUUUUGCCAAAUGUCAUGCUCAGACUUCAUGCUGCAUCUCGUCCUAGCUAGCAGGUUGGAGCUGCUCUUAACAGCACUCUGAAAGUUCUCUUUGCUGAUAUAAGCUUUAAACUUGCUCCUGCAGAGUUCAAUUUCCCUGAGAGAACAUGUCAUUUUUUCCUCUCAAUUAGUGAUGAGUCUCAUGCAGGAAAUUGCCCACAUGGAUGUGACAACCUUUAAUGUCACACUGUGCAACCUAAUGGUUAUGUGGAGAGUCAUGUUUACAUGGUGAGACUCUCGCUGGUCGGGGUGGAACAGGCUCGACUAGCAAAGCUGUACAUAGUGUUUCUCGUCCACCGAUCAAUUGUUCAUCAACACCCUCCAGUUAGUCUGGGUGCUACCCAAAAGUCUGAAGCAGUUGUGCUCUCAUUUCAUCUCUGUGCCCAUUCCAGGUUUAGAUUAGCACAUCUACUGAGUUACACCA
This is a messenger RNA of Synchiropus splendidus (mandarinfish), 6037 nucleotides long. It is a transcript of the gene igdcc3, whose product is annotated as immunoglobulin superfamily, DCC subclass, member 3. Gene Ontology annotation, biological process: cell-cell adhesion; axon guidance. The transcript is spliced from 14 exons. Bases 151 to 2394 code for a protein of 747 amino acids. The record is from RefSeq and is a predicted model, not a curated record. Gene Ontology annotation, molecular function: protein binding. Gene Ontology annotation, cellular component: axon; plasma membrane. Lineage: Eukaryota; Metazoa; Chordata; Actinopteri; Syngnathiformes; Callionymidae.